Molecule: messenger RNA, 654 nt
Organism: Aureobasidium subglaciale EXF-2481
Lineage: Eukaryota; Fungi; Ascomycota; Dothideomycetes; Dothideales; Saccotheciaceae
Exons: 3
Coding region: 1-654 (217 amino acids)
Biological process (GO): translation
Cellular component (GO): large ribosomal subunit
Molecular function (GO): structural constituent of ribosome; RNA binding
Source: RefSeq, a predicted model, not a curated record
AUGUCGAAGAUCACUGUCGCCGGAGUGCGCACCAACGUGCAGGAGCUCCUCAACUACUCCCAGAAUGAGAAGAAGCGCAACUUCCUCGAGACCGUCGAGCUCCAGAUCGGACUCAAGAACUACGACCCUCAGCGUGACAAGCGUUUCUCGGGUACCGUCAAGCUUCCCAAGGUCCCCCGCCCCAACAUGGCCAUCUGCAUUCUCGGUGACCAGCACGAUAUCGAUCGUGCCAAGCACUUUGGUGUUGACGCCAUGUCCGCUGAGGAUUUGAGAAAGCUCAACAAGAACAAGAAGUUGAUCAAGAAGCUCGCUCGCAAGUACGACGCCUUCAUCGCUUCCGAGGCUCUCAUCAAGCAGAUUCCUCGUCUCCUCGGUCCCGGUCUUUCCAAGGCCGGCAAGUUCCCCACCCCCGUCUCCCACGCUGAGGACCUCUCCAACAAGAUCACCGAGGUCAAGUCCACCGUCAAGUUCCAGCUGAAGAAGGUUCUGUGUAUGGGUGUCGCCGUCGGUAACGUCGGCAUGGAGGAGGAUGAGCUGAUCGGUAACAUCAUGUUGUCCAUCAACUACCUCGUCUCUCUGCUCAAGAAGGGCUGGCAGAACGUUGGAAGCUUGACCAUCAAGGCUUCCAUGUCUCCCCCCAAGCGCGUCUACUAG